AUGAAAUUCGUAUCCGCUGUUGAACGCGCUGUGCUAUUGAUAUAUUUAACUUUCCUGUUGUGUGGAAUUGUCGCCGAAAGCAGCAAGAGCAGCGGUAGCAGUGGCAGCGGCAGCGGCAGCCACAUCGUACAUAAACACAGACCCAAACGGUAUGACGAGGACGGCCCAGCAGAACAGGUUUACUAUGUUGACCAAAUAGCAUCUGAUUCUGAGAUAUCGCCCUGGACAUCGAAUCGUAUCAUCGCCAAAACUACUGAAAAUGGUAAACAAUCCCAGUAUAUUAUCAACGUCUCUCCGGAUGAUGAGGUCAUCAUCCACGACAGGGGCGCAAGCGAUCGGAACUCGGACCAAGAACCGGACCAAGAUCAAUCGCCACAGGACUUUGUCCAGCAGGCACUACGACUGCGAGACCAAUACAAGAAAGGACCGAAAGCGAAAGCUUCAACUACGCCUCCAGCCAGCUCCUUCGUUGAGUACACCACAAUUAAAUACGAUCACUUUGGGCCCAGCAAGAAGCCCCCGCAGGCUCACCAUAGCAAACCUGUUCCACCAAAGAUUCCUCCGCCGCAAUCACUGCUAGCGCAUCAACUUCCAAAUAACUAUCGCCCAAAGCACAUUAAGCCGAAACCUACUAAGCCUCCGGGGAACACAAUAACGCCUUUCAGUGACUUAGAGUUGCCAGAAGCCGAACCUACUAGUCCCUACCGAAAGGAACUGGCCAAAGAUUUGCCCAAGUCACCAAAACAUACACCAGUCAAGCAACAGGAUACUGCUGCAUCGACACUUUUCAUACAAAAAGUUAAACCUAUCGAACCUGUCUUCAGCAGUUACAACACACAUCAUGACACAGGAAGCAGUUUCAAGGAAUUUCAGCACCUUCCUACGAACGAUGCUCAAGGAUCCAGUUCCAUGAUGAAUGUUCAUAAGAUAAAAGCUCCCGCAGAUAUUUACAGUAGACAUAAAUCCCAAUCUCAACAUCAUGAAGAUUUCGACAAUUAUUUCGAAAAGAAGCAUCGGAAACAUAUUCCUUCUGAAGAUAUCCACUACAAACCGAAACAUAUUAAAAGUCACGAUCACUCUUUAAAACUUGAACACCCAACGGAAAAUUAUCCAGAAAAAAUUCGACACACAAUUGAGCGCUAUCCACUUAAGUACUACAAAGAAUCGUCAACAGCUGACCCUUUCGAAAAAUAUUACAACACGAAACCUUACGAAUCGAUGAAAUCACAAACAAAAUACGAACCUGAAGUAGCCCCUUCAGUAGAAUCUUAUCGCUAUCAGCCUCCAAAGAGUUAUCCUCCAGAGGAAGCCGCUAAAUUUAAAUUUUCAAAAGAGAUCUCGACCACUGCCGAACCGUAUAAACCCUACCAUCAUGUCAAAACAUAUUUAGACGAAAAUCCGAGAAAUCAAAAACCAAUCACUAAGGAACCCACUCAUCAUGAAGAAAAUUUCUAUGUGAAAUCGAAACCUCAUCACGAGGUGUACGCAAAACCAGAACCGCAUAGGCCAAACUAUCCGGAACAUUUUCUUGAAUCACAUCACCAAGAAAUUACGAAAAUAGGACCAACUUCUCGUCCGCAAAAAUACUUCGAAGAUCCAUCACCAUCACCAAGCUAUGCAAAAGUUACAACGUACCCCACCCAGGAAGCGUCCAGUUCGCAGAAUGCUUAUCACCGAUCGAAGGCUCCAGUUAGUGAUCCGUACAAGAUCAAACCUAGUCCCACGCCGGAAAUUUCAAUCGUCAGUCACGGUUUCCAGAAGCCAUCCUCGUCCAACUUUCCCAAAUACAUUCCAACAAAAAUGCCAGAGGUUGAAGAAACCGGUCUAACUUAUAAGAAAAUAUUUGCCACCUCAGAGCCCGUAUCAAACUACAUCCCAUCAUCCACGCAACAAACCUUCAGUCCCGCUCAGGAAUAUCCCAAAGUAUUUUCGCUGGCUCCGACUACAUACUCCCCGAAGUAUCCCAGCUCACCCACUCCUGACAGUUUUGAUUUCACGCACAUGAGCGAAGCACCAAAAUCGUUCUCAAAGUACAGUGACCCUACGCCGUCGACAAAAGUGUACGGCACUAUCAACCCGUCGGAACAAACGUUCAAAACUCUCACUACCAAAAUCAUAAUGAAACCUACGCCCACCGAACUGUCCCUCAUGGAAAUGAAUUCUCAAUCCCUUCAAAACCGUACGACCAGCGUGGAGUUUAAGCCGUCCCCAUCGGAAGAACCCAAAACCGAGUACUACACCAAUCCAGCGGUUACAACCUACUACGUAUUUGCCAACGGCACCGAGAUCAACCUCGGAAACGAUCCAUCCAAGAUUCCGCCGGAAUACCGAGUCACCCCGGGAGAAGCGUCCUACUUCAGCUCAAACUAUUCCACCCAACUGGCUGAAGAUUUCGCAAUGAAGUACAACUGGGACACGGUUCCAGCGUCCACUCGUGAUGGUGAAUUUUUCAUCAGCCCAGAGACGGCCUUGAAGGAAGGGAAACUACGUGACGCCGCUGAACGAAUACUGCGUGAAAAGAAAAAAGGAAAACCUCCAGUGUUUUCCAAACCCCUAAAGCCAAUCAAAACCGUUACAAUCUUCAGAAACACUCAUCGAUCAGGAGAUGAUAGCGAUAAUAUGGAGAGUGGUUUCGAACCUUCCAUUCACUUUGGAAAGCAAGACGCAGUACCGCAAAUCAGCGAUAAACGGGGUGAGGUUACGGAUGAUGAUGAAGAUUUUUUCUUUGCUAACGGUGAAGUUAUACUUGAGGAUGAUCCAAGCAAGGCUUCCAAAAAGAAUGCGUUUUAUCUGCCUCCUGGAUUGCAACAGACAGGUCAAGGCAUGGUAUUAAAAUUAGCGCCUCAACAGCAACCACAGCAGCCACAACAACUACAAGAACAGCAAGUUGCCGAUAUGGACAUGAGUGGCGAACCUUCCAAGAAACAAUACUUCGUACUUUACCACAUUGAGGACAAUAAAAAGAAGCCUCAAAAGCCUACCACUACAACUCCGCCACCUCCAACACCAACACCACUGAAGCAAGAAAUUCACUACCACUAUUCGGAGAAAGAAACUGAAGAACCCGAAGUGACUCACGAGCACUACAACUACCAUCACGAGGAAACGGUUGAAGAUCUCGAUGAUGAUGUUCAGCAUCAUUACAUAAAUCCAAAUAUUGGAAAUCUCAACUUUCGUCCAAAUAUUGCACAUCCGUCCUACAAGUUUAAAGACAGUUCCGCUUUGGGAAGCGAUACUUCCGUCCGAAUUGUUGAUCCCGUUACAAAACAUGGUCGACCAGUGGAGAUUACCAAACAAGAAUAUGUUCGACACGUUCAAAACGCGGUUUUGAAAUACAUGAAGCAGCUACAAGAUGAAGGUCGGUUGCCAGCUAUUUUAGCCCGUGAGCAUGAAUCGGACGAAACACAGAAGACUUUUGAUGAGCUGGAUAUUUCAGCGUUGCUAAGCGAGAGCAAUCCCAAGCACAAAUUCCAAUUAAAUACACCAAUCAAAGUUAAUCUUCCAACAACACCUAGUCACUAUAAACCGAUGAAAACUGUACCAAGUUCAAGUACAUACAAACCGGUUACGAACAUUAAGUUCCCUAAACAAACCUAUCCCGCUGGUAAACCCCUAAAACUGGCAAUUGAAAGCUUGCAAGAACAGUUGGGGAACAGCGUUGAUCUGACGGUAAAGGGAACGAAAGGACAGGUGAAACCCGAUUUAUCCGCCAUCGAUGUCGGACAAUCGUAUCUGCAUGGACCACACUACGAUCCACCAACACCGACGAAAACGACUCCCAGUAAUUUCCAAAACCCAUCCGUCGUACACAUACCAGCCCAGAAGACGAAACUGCACUUCAAUCAGCAAACCUACCACGACAUCAACUCACUGACGAACGUGAAAGAAACCCAAAGCCUGAAACCCGCCGCUGCAUACUCCUCCAUCAAGGGCGGCUCGGCUAACGUUGGAGCUUCGAUCAGCUUCGGCGGUACCAAGAGUCCACCGCAGCACUCCGAUGACCACAAGCUGGGACCGGAAGCGCUCGAUGCGCCGAUCCAGAUCAUCAACGGUAUUCCCAUCACCAAUCCCUACAACAUCGACAUCAACACGUUGAGAUACAUGCUGGGUGGCUUAGCUCAAGCGCAGGUCGAACAACAACAGCUGAGUUCGAAACAUCCGGAACCUACCCUCAAGCUGAAAGGUUCCAACUGGAUGUCCCUACCGACGGUUGCAAGUCCUGCGCAAAUCUUCUCUUCUAACAUGCCGACUUUCCACCAUUCGCCCUCGGAGGCAAAUAACUACAAGUACAACGCAAACUUUGACAGCAGUAAUUUCAAAAUCAAAAUCCCAAAAACAAUCAAAGACUUCAAGAUGAAACCUACGGGUGGCAGUGAUACUUUCGGUUCGACAUCGAUGAACUACGCUUCUUGGGGGGAACCGCUCCGUCAAAAUCGACAAGUUUUACCUCAACAACAACAACAAACACAGCAGCAGCAACAGCAGCACCAGCAACAGCAACAACAUCACCAUCCUCACUUGCAGCAACAUUCGCAGCACCACCAACAACAACACCAAUUGCAACAACAGCAACAGCAGCUGCAGCAGCAGCAGCAGCAGCAACAACAGCAUCGACCGAAUCGUGAGUUCAAUCCAGAACUAUUUCUCAAUCCCCACGGUAAGUUUGUCGGUCCCAUCAUGAACAAAAAGAACGGACCACUCGAUCGCAAGAGCACAACCAAACCAGUGCCAGUAGCCAAGGUGAAAGUGACCAAAUUGGACACCAAUCUACGACCGCCGCCACCCCGGUAA
Molecule: messenger RNA, 4791 nt
Organism: Sabethes cyaneus
Lineage: Eukaryota; Metazoa; Arthropoda; Insecta; Diptera; Culicidae
Exons: 4
Coding region: 1-4791 (1596 amino acids)
Source: RefSeq, a predicted model, not a curated record